Messenger RNA from Aedes aegypti (yellow fever mosquito), 1422 nucleotides. RefSeq names its product oxygen-dependent coproporphyrinogen-III oxidase (gene Coprox). Gene Ontology annotation, cellular component: cytoplasm; mitochondrial intermembrane space. Lineage: Eukaryota; Metazoa; Arthropoda; Insecta; Diptera; Culicidae. Gene Ontology annotation, molecular function: coproporphyrinogen oxidase activity. The coding region runs from base 214 to 1359 and encodes 381 amino acids. The record is from RefSeq and is a predicted model, not a curated record. The transcript has 4 exons.
CAUCACGGCUCACGCACAUCAGAAACAUUGCACCGGCAUGUCAAUCGUCACGUUCGCAUUCAUUCAAUAAUUGACUUUAGUACGCUUGCAAUUCUUGUGUGCAUAACAACUUUCUCUUCGUUUCUGUUUGUUUCAACUCCAGGUCAAAUUCAUUAUUACGAACAAUCAUUAUUAUUGUUGCCCUGAUUGCUCUAGUUUUGAAUGAUUUAGAGAAUGUUCUUUAAAGUUUUUCGGUCCACAACUUGGCUAGCCCAUGGCCAAGGAAAGCGGGUCUUGGGUGUCGUGGGAACGAUAAUUGCUGGUGGAACGAUAACCACAUACUACCAACGCAAUGACGCACACAUGGCCGCGAAAUUGACCGUGGGCAAAUUCAUGGCCGAGCCCAUUACUCCGAAGGACACCCUUGUGGCCAAUGCUGAUGAUAUGCGAACGAAGAUGGAGCUGAUGAUCAUGAAGAUCCAGGCGGACUUUUGCCAGUCGCUGGAGAAUGAGGAGAAUUUCGGCAAGAAGUUCACCGUGGAUCGCUGGGAGCGAAAAGAGGGCGGUGGCGGAAUUACGUGCGUCCUUCAGGAUGGGGACGUAUUCGAGAAGGCCGGCGUGAACAUAUCCGUGGUACAUGGGGUGCUUCCGAAGGGUGCCAUACAGCAGAUGAGGUCACGCGGGAAGCAACUGGCGGAUGGAGAGUUGCCUUUCUUUGCUGCCGGUGUUAGCGCCGUCAUCCACCCGAGGAAUCCGAUGGUUCCGACGAUUCACUUUAAUUACCGUUACUUCGAGGUAACUGAUUCGAAGGGUAACAAGCAGUGGUGGUUCGGAGGAGGCACUGAUUUAACUCCAUACUACCUUGAUGAAAAGGACGCAGUCCAUUUUCAUCAAACGCUGAAGGAAGCAUGUGACGAGCACGACGAGAGCUACUAUCCCAAGUUCAAGGAAUGGUGUGAUAAAUAUUUUUACAUUCCCCAUCGCAAUGAAUGUCGCGGAGUUGGGGGUAUCUUCUUCGAUGACAUCGAUACGCCGGACCAGGAAAGUGCAUUUAACUUCAUCACGACCUGUGCCCACUCGGUGAUACCGUCCUACCUGCCGCUGGUUCGGAAGCACAAAAAUGACGCCUACGGAGAUCGCGAACGGCAGUGGCAGUUGUUGCGCCGGGGCCGCUACGUGGAAUUCAACCUGAUCUACGAUCGCGGUACGAAGUUUGGCCUGUACACGCCUGGGGCGCGCUACGAAAGUAUACUGAUGUCGCUUCCACUGACGGCGAAAUGGGAAUACAUGCACGUGCCUGCACCGGACAGCAAGGAAGGUGAAAUUACACAUGUCCUGAAGAACCCACGAGACUGGCUACAGACAGCGCAGAACAAAUGAUGCAUUUAUUAUCGUUAAAGUUUUCCACGUAUUUCUCAAUAAAAGUUUAUUUUAGAAGGUUCA